Messenger RNA from Podospora pseudocomata, 885 nucleotides. RefSeq lists its product as uncharacterized. The transcript has 3 exons. Lineage: Eukaryota; Fungi; Ascomycota; Sordariomycetes; Sordariales; Podosporaceae. The record is from RefSeq and is a predicted model, not a curated record. Bases 1 to 465 code for a protein of 154 amino acids.
AUGACAGCUCGGACACAAAGCCAGAAGCAUCACGAGCGCAAGACAGGCGAGAUACCUCCUCCUCCAGAGAGCCUCUUUCAUGAACUCACGCUGGUGGUCGAAAAUAAUCAAGACAAGGCUCCCAACAUGCCAAACAACCAGGACCACCCUGCGGGCAGUCCAGAGUACCAGGCAGGCUGCCGCCCAGAUCUUCCAAAAGUACCAAAGGUGGACGCGAUGAUGAUGGCGGUGCUCUGGACGAUUCCAGCGGGCACAAGAAAAUACGUAGAUCAGCACCGCGGUGAAAAGAACCUCCCAUUUGCACUUGUGGUUCUGGGGGGCACGUAUAACCUGCCGAGACUGGCUCCGUUCAACCCGAGGAAUGGGACCUGCAGCCAGUACAGGACGAACCAAAACACGUCGGGGAUGCACAGGGAGAGGAUGAGAAAGGUGACGAGUCCGGUAAGGGUGUGGAUCCUGAUGUAGUCUCCCAAGCGGAUCCAGUAAUCGCGAGGGUAGAUUUCCACGUAGUAGCGAGCUAGAUCGAAGUUGUCGGCGUUAACUAUGGUUUCCAUGUUAAUAUCGGGCAGGCGCCCGCGCUCACGCUGGGAUACAUCCAGGUGUCUUAGGUUGUCCAUUUUGGUGGAUCGCUUCUUGACUUGGAUGAAUAGAAAUUAUGUCGGGGCGUUGAUUGGGUGGUUGAAGACUUCCGGCGCCUUGUAAUGGAAACAAUCGUAAGCCUGCUGAAAAAUGUAAAUAAAUAAAAAAGAAGGAUUCUGUGACGUGAUUAGCAUGUUUUCACAGGUAAAGGGGAGUUACUUGAUGAAGAAAAAAAGGCGGAAUGAAAAAGCGAAGGAAGAAAACCAUGACUAGUUCGAUAUUGGCUUGCACCCCCGAUAGCUAAGA